Messenger RNA from Drosophila eugracilis, 914 nucleotides. Its product is annotated as STING ER exit protein. The record is from RefSeq and is a predicted model, not a curated record. Lineage: Eukaryota; Metazoa; Arthropoda; Insecta; Diptera; Drosophilidae. The transcript has 4 exons. Bases 109 to 852 code for a protein of 247 amino acids.
UCACAUUCUUCGUUUAUUUACAUUUUUUUCAUUAAUUGUUGAAAUCGAGCUUUAUCUCUAUUUUAUGAAUAAAAAUUAGCUUACUAACAACAAAAUUAACAAAUAACCAUGCCCAAAGUAGUAUCUCGUAGUAUCGUCUGUUCCGAUACCAAGGAUCAGGAGGAAUACAACGAGGAAAAGCCACUGAACAUUUACUACUGUCUCUGUAACAAGAUGACUUUGAUUCUGGAUUGCACGCUUGAUCAAUUGCCACUUCGGGAAGUUGAUAAUGCCCGCGUAAUAAAUGGUAAUGAACAUGCCAACAAACUCACCUACAAUCCUACUCCAAAGAUGAUCUACAUAAAGCGGAAAAGCAGGGACAAUGCGAUAGAGAAGCAGUAUCGCUAUAUGUGUCGCAAUUGCAAUCUGCCACUUUACUAUCGCCACAGCCCUGACUCUUUGGUGACAUUCGUCAUGUCCAAUGCCGUGACCCGCAGCAAGGGCAAGAGUCCUUUAAGUCAACUUCUAAACUCCGAGGAUAAGGGUAGCUUCAAACUACCAUCUGCCAAGCCAGCAACUUCUACAGGACCAGAAGAUUCGGGCAUAGUGGAUGCCAGUGGAAAGAAAGUUAUGGUUACCAGACACACCAAGAACAUGGGCAAAUUCAGCUCGGUGACUGUGUCCACUAUAGACGAGGAGGAGGAUGAAAUCGAAGCGCGCGAGAUUGCGGAUAGCUAUGCGAACAAUGCAAGGAUCAUAGAGAAGCAGCUGCAGCGUAAGGGCGGAAAAUUGAGCGAUGUGGGGAUCAAAAGCAAGACAGAUGAAGCCCAUCCACCGCAUAAAAAGCAGCGGGGUACGCUACUCGAGAGAUAGUCACCGUUUCUUAUACUUUAUUAACCAUAUUUAAUGAUUAUACGAACUAAAGUACAAUUGAA